ACUCUCCCUCGCAUCCUCAUGUCCGCGCUCUCUCGCGAUGGGUCCCCAAAUUCAACACCCCUACCGUCCAAGCCGCUGGGCCAGACACCCCCCGUGGUCAUCCCCUCCCAGAAGGCAAAGGCGGUAGAGCCAUCGCCAAAGUCGCUCUCGCCUGACGCGGCGUCGCCGCAAGUAGCAGCGCGCCCGCCGCCCGCUCCAAAGGCCGAGCGGCGCAAGCCCACCAUCAAGCCGACCAAGGCUGCCAUCACAGUCCUGAUACGGAUAGGCGUGCGGAACAAGGGCUGUGCAGGGCUCUCGUACCACCUCGAGUACGUCGACAAGCCCGGCAAGUUCGACGAGGUGGUUGAGCAGGACGGCGUGAAGGUCCUCAUCGACAGCAAGGCGCUCUUCUCUAUCAUCGGCAGCGAGAUGGACUGGCAUGAGGACGCACUUAGCGCGAAGUUCGCGUUCAAGAACCCGAACAUCAAGGAUGCGUGCGGGUGCGGAGAGUCAUUCAGUGUCGGCUCGUGAGCGGUGCGCGCC
Messenger RNA from Fomitopsis serialis, 522 nucleotides. RefSeq lists its product as uncharacterized. Gene Ontology annotation, biological process: iron-sulfur cluster assembly. Gene Ontology annotation, cellular component: mitochondrion; cytoplasm. Lineage: Eukaryota; Fungi; Basidiomycota; Agaricomycetes; Polyporales; Fomitopsidaceae. The coding region runs from base 19 to 510 and encodes 163 amino acids. Gene Ontology annotation, molecular function: 2 iron, 2 sulfur cluster binding. The transcript is spliced from 4 exons. The record is from RefSeq and is a predicted model, not a curated record.